This is a messenger RNA of Panicum hallii, 1046 nucleotides long. RefSeq names its product pyrrolidone-carboxylate peptidase-like. Gene Ontology annotation, cellular component: cytosol. Bases 249 to 914 code for a protein of 221 amino acids. The record is from RefSeq and is a predicted model, not a curated record. The transcript has 5 exons. Gene Ontology annotation, molecular function: pyroglutamyl-peptidase activity. NCBI's taxonomy places the organism in Eukaryota, Viridiplantae, Streptophyta, Magnoliopsida, Poales, Poaceae. Gene Ontology annotation, biological process: proteolysis.
GCGCUUUAAUAAGGAGGCACUUGGGCGGACCCGGCGCUAGCCAAGCUUCUUUCUUCCGUUCCGGCCGCUGCUUCUUCUUCCCCCCACCCCGUCCGUCCCCGAUAGCGAGAGCAAGUUGUUGCGGCGUACUGAGAAGCUGCCAGGAGGAGGAGCUCCUUCGCCGCCCCGCCCCGCCCCGCCGGGCUUCCCUGUCCCGAGGUCCUCUAGCAGAGCCCAAAUUCGCUGCUCAACGUCGCAUAAGAAGAUAGAUGGGUUCCGAGGGGCCUUCUCCCGUCACCGUUCACGUGACCGGAUUCAAGAGGUUUCAUGGAGUCGCAGACAACCCGACCGAGAGAAUCGUGCGCAAUCUCCAGUCAUUCGUGGAGAAGAGAGGGCUGCCCAAGGGACUUGUGCUUGGAAGCUGCACUGUCCUUGAGGCGGCCGGGCAGGGUGCACUUGGUCCUUUGUAUGAAUUGUUGGAGUCAACUGUCCUUGGCCGGGAAUAUGGAUUGUCGAAUCAGGACCGAGUAAUUCUGCUCCAUUUUGGAGCCAACAGUGGUUCACAUAGGUUUGCUCUUGAGAAUCAAGCUGUUAAUGAAGCUACUUUCCGUUGCCCUGAUGAGCUAGGGUGGAAACCGCAGAGGGUUCCUAUCAUGUCAUCGGACGGAAGCAUCUUGCAUGCAAGACAGACUACACUGCCAGUGAAGGAAAUAAGUAAAUCUCUCCAACAAAUGGGAUAUGAUGUGACGCCUUCAGAUGACGCUGGUCGAUUUGUGUGCAACUAUGUCUAUUACCACUCUCUUAGGUUUGCAGAGAAACACGGUAUCAGAUCACUCUUCGUUCAUUUCCCCCUCUUCUUGUCAAUUGAUGAGGAAGUUCAGAUGCAAUUUGUUGCUUCCCUUCUUGAAGUCCUCGUUUCCUUGAAAUUACAGUAAUCUAAUGAUAGAUCUGUCCACUUCCAGUGGUGUAUUGUUCCCAAUUUACAAGGUGUUGUGAAUAAGAAUGAGCAAUCAUUCAUGGCAUUAUUUGUGCUCCAAAACGUGUAUAAAAAACUCUCUUAGAAAGCA